This is a messenger RNA of Sinocyclocheilus anshuiensis, 1102 nucleotides long. Its product is annotated as iron-sulfur cluster assembly 1 homolog, mitochondrial-like. The transcript is spliced from 4 exons. Bases 73 to 462 code for a protein of 129 amino acids. Lineage: Eukaryota; Metazoa; Chordata; Actinopteri; Cypriniformes; Cyprinidae. Gene Ontology annotation, molecular function: 2 iron, 2 sulfur cluster binding. Gene Ontology annotation, biological process: iron-sulfur cluster assembly. Gene Ontology annotation, cellular component: cytoplasm; mitochondrion. The record is from RefSeq and is a predicted model, not a curated record.
UUUGUUUGUUUGUUUGUUUUUUAUUACCUCUGGUGUUUACAUCCAAACACGAAGUACUUAAGUAACUUCAACAUGUCAGCCUCCAUAGUACGGGCGACAGUGAGGGCGGUUAGCAGACGGAAAAUACUGCCAACAAGAGCAGCUUUAACGCUGACACCUUCAGCUGUGAAUAAAGUCAAGCAACUUUUACAGAACAAACCAGAAUAUAUUGGCCUCAAAGUUGGUGUUCGAACCCGAGGUUGCAAUGGCCUCACUUACACACUAGACUAUACUAAAGAGAAAGACAAAUCAGACGAGGAGGUGUUAGAAGAUGGCGUGAGAGUGUUCAUAGAGAAGAAGGCUCAGCUGACGCUGCUCGGCACGGAGAUGGAUUUUGUUGAAACUAAACUUUCCAGCGAGUUUGUGUUCAACAAUCCCAACAUCAAAGGCACGUGCGGCUGUGGGGAAAGCUUCAGCAUAUGAACCUCGCCGCACGUUUGGCUUCAUCUAAAGCUUGAGCCCUCCAGGACAUCCAGUCCAUAUCCUAGAUUCAAACAUCCAUCUUGAAGAUUUGUGGGUAAAGAGCUGGAGAAAGAGACUGAUAUUUAGUGGCCUGUUUGGCCAUCAUGUCCUGUGCUGCCUCCGUUCACCUCGACACAAACCCAGAAAAGCCCUGCUUACAAAUACAGUCGUUAACUUAAAAAUAUGUUUUGUUUGUUCAUUUCAUUGCUUGAACACACUUUAUUGAGCAGCUUGAUGUGUGUUUAAUGUGCCUGUGUCUUAUGCGGCUCUGAGGAGGGUUCCAGUUACACUCCAUGUUAGUGGUUCAAGAGGAAUUAAUUGCUUUGGUGUUUUCUCAGAAAGUUGUGUGUCAUCCAGUCGCUCUGAUAGGGAUUCAUAUUUGAUAAUCCAGUUAUCCUGAUGAGCUGAAACUGCUGGAUGUCGUAACACGUCCUCCUUACAGCAACAACCUAAAUCUACACCUCAAGAAAUCUGCAGCUGCUUCCUCAUGGCUGUUUUGUGCACAUUUGGUGGAUUGUGGACCAGCAGUGCAAAUCUGUGGUAAUCUACAUAAUAUUGAAAGGUUUCUCUGUCUGGUGGAUGUUGAGCGAGUAUUAACUUU